Molecule: messenger RNA, 1592 nt
Organism: Arabidopsis arenosa
Lineage: Eukaryota; Viridiplantae; Streptophyta; Magnoliopsida; Brassicales; Brassicaceae
Source: the annotation of a GenBank genome assembly
GAAACCCUAAAAUCUCCCAGAAUCUUCCUCAUCGUCGAUUUUACCCAAAAAUUUAAAAUUUCGGAAAGCAAUCGAAUUCUAGUAAAGGGGACCAAAUUGAAUUAAGAAGAAAGAGAGGCGCGAUUAUUGAUUGGUUUCUGAAAACCCGAAAAUGCCGGAGAUGGAGCAGCCAAAGAAAGUUGCUGAUAGGUAUCUCAAGCAAGAGGUUCUUGGGCAAGGUACCUAUGGAGUCGUCUUCAAGGCCACUGAUACUAAGACGGAACAAACUGUAGCAAUCAAGAAGAUAAGGCUUGGUAAACAAAGGGAAGGUGUAAAUAUUACAGCUCUCAGGGAAAUCAAAAUGCUCAAAGAGCUUAAGCAUCCUCAUAUAAUUCUGCUCAUUGAUGCAUUUCCUCACAAGGAAAACUUGCAUCUUGUCUUUGAGUUCAUGGAGACUGACCUCGAAGCUGUCAUUCGCGAUUCCAACAUAUUCCUCUCACCCGCUGACAUCAAAUCUUACCUCCUAAUGACAUUUAAAGGACUUGCUUAUUGCCACGAUAAAUGGGUUUUGCACAGGGAUAUGAAGCCAAAUAACUUGUUAAUAGGAGUUGAUGGACAGCUGAAGCUUGCAGAUUUUGGCUUAGCACGUAUAUUUGGUAGUCCAAAUCGUAAAUUUACCCACCAGGUGUUUGCUAGAUGGUACAGAGCACCAGAACUUUUGUUUGGUGCAAAACAAUAUGGUGCUGCAGUUGAUGUUUGGGCCGUUGCCUGCAUAUUCGCCGAACUUCUACUGCGCAGACCAUUUCUUCAGGGAAACAGUGAUAUUGAUCAAUUAAGCAAAAUAUUUGCUGCUUUUGGGACACCAAAAGCAGAUCAGUGGCCGGAUGUAACAAAGCUUCCAGAUUAUGUAGAGUAUCAAUUUGUCCCUGCACCGUCUCUACGUUCUUUAUUCCCAGCAGUUAGUGAAGAUGCUCUCGACUUGUUGUCGAAAAUGUUUACCUAUGACCCAAAGGCCAGAAUUUCCAUAAAGCAGGCUCUGGAACACAGAUACUUCACUUCUGCACCUGCUCCUACUGACCCGGCUAAGCUCCCAAAGCCUGUUCAUAAGCAGGAUGGUAAAUCUUCUUACGGUAAACAUGAGGCCAUUACAGUGCUAUCACCACCACGUAAGCUUAGAAGAGUGAUGCCUGAGCGUGGGAGGGUUGAUAGUUUGAAGGCUCAUGUUGACAAGGAUCAACAAGCACCCAUGUCAUUAGAUUUUACCAUCCUCGCUGAGCGACCUCCAAACCGGCCAACAAUCACCAGUGCUGAUAGAUCUCAUCUGAAGAGAAAACUCGAUCUUGAGUUCCAAUAAGAUUGUUCGUUUUGCACUCUUGCCUCUUCUCUUACCUCCUCCAUUUUCAUGUUCUGGUGAGACCAAAACAUUGGUAAGUUGUCAAUUUACUGCUGCUUGUGUAAGCUGGCGAUUUAUUCUUUUUCAUUUUUAUCUUAAUUACAAACCAGAGGGAUCCUAAAUUCACAAUGAUAAUAUUUCGUUGUCCCAUAGGCUUUAUUCAUUGUAAACUGAUCAUAAUGUACUAUGAAGUCUAUGAUUAUAAAGCUUUCUACUUUUG